AUGCCCAAGGAGCAAACAGCUGACCCAGGUGGACACCACCAUCUCUACGCCUCCAGCUCCCAGAACCCCGGACCCGCUCGCUCCACAGUCCGCUGGGUCUCUGCUUCCCAGGUUUCUGAGAUCCGGAACCGGCCGGCCGCGAGGGGACCCCCGGCUGCAGCCCCGGACGGCGCCGGGCGCCCCAGCCCCAGUUCAAAGCGCAGGGGGCGCGUCCGCCGCGCAGCCGGGAAUGCGGCAUGCGGCCCCAGCCCCCCGCCGCCCGGGCUCGGCCCCGGCCCGAGCCCCGGCCCUGGCCCCGGCGCCGGCCCCGCGGGACGCUGUGAGCCGCGAGAGGCCCGGGAGCCACGCGCCGAGCCCCGCGCCCCGAGAGCCCCCAUGGCUGCGCCGCGCCCCGUGCCCCCGCCGCGCUCGCCCCGGCUCCUGCUGCCGCUGCUGCUGCUGCCCGCGCUGCUGCUGCCCGCGCCGGGCGAGGGUCUUGGUCACUCUGCCGAACUGGCGUUUGCCCUGGAACCUAGCGAUGACAUUGCUGUCCCUGGGCAGCCUGUGGUGCUGGGCUGCAAAGUGGAGGGGACCCCACCCGUGCGAAUCACCUGGAGGAAGAACGGGGUGGAGCUGCCAGAGAGCACCCAUGCGGCCCUGCUGGCUAACGGGUCCUUGCUGAUCCCUCACUUCCGGGUGGAGCAGCCAGGCAGCCUUUCGGACGAGGGUGACUAUGAGUGUGUGGCCCAGAACCGCUUUGGGCUGGUGGUCAGCCGGAAGGCGCGCAUCCAGGCUGCAACCAUGUCGGACUUCCACGUGCACCCCCAGGCCACCGUGGGCGAGGAGGGCGGUGUGGCCCGCUUCCAGUGCCAAAUCCACGGGCUUCCUAAGCCCCUGAUCACGUGGGAGAAGAACAGCGUGCCCAUUGACACGGCCAAUGAGAGGUACACGUUGCUGCCCAAGGGGGUCCUGCAGAUCACAGGCCUCCGGGCUGAGGACGGUGGCGUCUUCCACUGUGUGGCCUCGAACAUCGCCAGCGUCCGGAUCAGCCACGGGGCCCGGCUCACGGUGUCAGGCUCGGGCUCCGGGGCCUACAAGGAGCCCAUGAUCCUCGUGGGGCCCGAGAACCUCACCCUGACGGUGCACCAGACCGCAGUGCUGGAGUGCGUCGCCACGGGAAACCCACGCCCCAUUGUGUCCUGGAGCCGCCUUGAUGGCCGCCCCAUCGGUGUGGAGGGCAUCCAGGUGCUGGGGACAGGCAACCUCAUCAUCUCCGACGUGACCGUGCAGCACUCGGGUGUCUACGUGUGUGCGGCCAACAGGCCGGGCACCCGGGUGAGGAGGACGGCACAGGGCCGGCUGGUGGUGCAGGCGCCAGCCGAGUUCGUGCAGCACCCACAGUCCAUCUCCAGGCCGGCCGGGACCACGGCCAUGUUCACCUGCCAGGCCCAGGGGGAGCCUCCGCCCCACGUCACGUGGCUGAAGAAUGGGGAGGUGCUGGGUCCCGGAGGCCACGUGAGACUCAGGAAUAACAACAGCACGCUAACCAUUUCGGGAAUCGGCCCUGAAGAUGAGGCCAUCUACCAGUGCGUGGCCGAGAACAGCGCGGGCUCAUCCCAGGCCAGCGCCAGGCUGACUGUGCUGUGGGCCGAGGGGCUCCCCGGGCCCCCUCGCAAUGUCCGGGCUGCCUCUGUGUCGUCCACCGAGGUCCAAGUGUCCUGGAGCGAGCCCUUGGUCAACACCAAGGAGAUCAUAGGCUACGUCCUGCACAUCAGGAAGACUGCCGAUCCUCCGGAGCUGGAGUAUCAGGAAGCAGUCAGCAAGAGCACCUUUCAGCACCUGGUGAGCGACCUUGAGCCCUCCACGGCCUACACCUUCUAUAUCAAGGCCUACACACCAAGAGGGGCCAGCUCAGCCUCCAUCCCCACCCUGGUCAGCACCCUGGGUGAAGCUCCUGCCCCACCCCUGCUCUCUGUGCGAGUCCUGGGUGGCUCCCUGCAGCUGCUGUGGGAACCCUGGCCCCGGCUGGCUCAGCUCGAGGGUGGCUUCAAGCUGUUCUACCGCCAGGCGGGCAAGGCUCCCUUCACCGGCCCCAUCCUGCUGCCUGGAACUGCCUCCUCCUACAACCUCAGCCGGCUCGACCCCAGCGCCGUGUACGAGGUGAAGCUGCUGGCCUACAAUCAGCACGGGGACGGGAACGCCACGGUCCGCUUCGUGUCCUUGCGGGGAGCAUUGGACAGGACAGCCCUGAGCCCGCCCUGUGACUGCCGGAAAGAGGAAGCGGCCGACCAGACGUCUACCACAGGCAUCGUCAUUGGCAUCCACAUCGGGGUCACCUGCAUCAUCUUCUGCGUCCUCUUCCUCCUGUUUGGCCAGAGGGGCAGGGUCCUCCUGUGUAAGGACGUGGAGAAUCAGCUCUCGCCUCCCCAGGGUCCCCGGGGCCAGAGGGACCCUGGCGUCCUGGCCCAGAAUGGCGUGGCCCAGGGAGAGCAUCGAGAGGAGAAGCUCGUGGAUGCCAAGGAACUGGAGCAGCUGUGUCCCCCAGCAGGGGCGGCGGGCCAGCCGAGCCCCAGCCCCACUGACCCUGCAGCCCCUGCCAUGUGUGAGGAGACACAGCUGUCCAUGCUGCCACUUCAGGGGUUCAGCCUUCUGGAGAGGAGGACACCAGAGGCCAUAAUGGUCCCUUGUACAGACCCUGAAGCUACCCUGCCACCCCAGGACACAGGCCACAGCCUCCUUAGUGAAGGACAGGCUGCCCGGCCAGCUCACCUGAGACAGUAGCCAGUGUCCGGCCGGCCGGCGGGGAGCCCCCCAUUCUCAGGUCAAAGGCAAGAUUUCUCCUGUCACGUGAGAGGUGGACAGUCCUGGGGGGCAGCCCUGCGUUUCUGUCCUGACUGAAGGAUGGGGACCCCUCUGGGAGGUGGAGGGCCCCCUGCAGGAGCUCCCAUCCCUGGGCUGAUGUCCCCUCACUGCUGCCUGGUACCCAUGCAACUUGGAACUGGACUAAUGUUUUCCUUUAAAAGUCAGAACUGAAAAAGAGAGAGAAGGAAGAAAGGAGAAGGUGAAUUAGACUCCAAAUAUUGCCCCUGCUGUGCCGGGCCCGACACAGUCCCCUGCCCGACCUUGUUUUCUCAGGAUGGACUUCGCUGUGUUAGCGCUCAGCACCUACCUCAGCCGGAAUGAAUGUCCUCGGGGAGGGGACGGCACCCUGGGCCCUGCCCCUCAGAGCCGAAUGCACGCCUACCUCAAGCCCCUCUGUGGGCUCCCCUCCCGCCCUCAUUGUCCAGAGUUUAAAAAAAAAAAAAAA
Molecule: messenger RNA, 3286 nt
Organism: Heterocephalus glaber (naked mole-rat)
Lineage: Eukaryota; Metazoa; Chordata; Mammalia; Rodentia; Bathyergidae
Gene: Igdcc3
Product: immunoglobulin superfamily DCC subclass member 3
Biological process (GO): cell-cell adhesion
Molecular function (GO): protein binding
Source: RefSeq, a predicted model, not a curated record